CCGUUAUCCCGGUUUAAGCUUCUUGCAAUAACAUGGAUUCUGUUGCUGGAUUCUAACCCAACAGUUUCUUGCUGUUGUUACCUUCGGAGUAUUGUUUGCCCACUCCGCGAUGGCCACUUUCGGGCCAUUGGUAUUCGUCAACGGAUUAAAUUCUGUCGCCAGAAGCUUGAACAUAGGAUUUUUAAUACCUCAAAAACUUAAAGCAUUUUCCUUACAAUAAUGCCCAAGUACGAAUUCAUUCCCGCCUCUACUACUUUUAGAGAGGGACACAGACGACACGCUCGUGCAAAAGGAACUAUAUGAAAGAUGCACACCUAUACGUGUUUAGACGGAGAAAAGUCCCAGCAUGCCGCGGGAAGCAUUCUUUGCUGGAAGGAUGCUGGGAGUUGUAGGGCUGCCCCUCCCCCCUUCCCUGCGCCCUAAAUGAACGCAAGGCUAGGCUCUCGCGUGGAGAUGCGAGAGGGGAAGCUCUCCAACGGGUUUGCGAGCGGCUGUGGGAAAGCGGAGCCGCGAGCUGACUGGCUGGCUUCCUGGUUGCUAUGAGACGAUUGUCAGCGCCAGGCGCUCGACUCCGCAAGAAGCCGUUCGGCGGUCCCUGUUGCCUGCUUCGCGCGCAGGAGAGUCAGAGAUAAAUCUGAAGAAAGAAAAACAUGGCAAGUAAUCACAAGCCUCCUACAGCACGUCCUUCUUCAAGAGCUGGGAUGGGGCUGGGAGGCAGGCCACCCUCAUCUUCAUUACGACCUCCUUCUGCAGCAUUACUUGGUGGAGGUAUCCCUCCAGGCACUUCAAGACCUGGUACUCGUGGUGGAUCCAUAGGAACUGGUGUGGUUUUGUCUUCUCAAAUAAAAGUUGCAGACCGCCCAGUGACACAGCAAGGGCUGAGUGGAAUGAAAACAGGAAUGAAAGGUCCACAGAGACAAAUUAUGGAUAAAUCAUAUUACCUAGGAGUGCUUAGGAGCAAAAUAAAUGAGCUUACCACAGAAAUUAACAAGCUUCAGAAAGAAAUUGACAUGUAUAAUCAGGAGAAUUCUGUCUAUCUGUCAUAUGAAAAAAGAGCAGAAUCUUUAGCAAGUGAGAUCAAAGAGUUUCAAGGACAACUUGCAGACUACAAUAUGUUGGUGGAUAAACUUAACACCAAUACCGAUAUGGAAGAAGUAAUGAGUGAAUAUAAUCUGCUGAAAAUUCAAAAUGACCGUGAAGCUCAAGCCAUAGACAUCAUUUUUACAGAAAGACAAAGCAAAGAAAAGCUAAUUCAAGCUGUGGAAAAUGACAUCCAAGAAGAAAAGCAGGCAGCAGAAAACAUAAUUAAAAAUAUGUCUGAAGAGGAUCAAACUAAAUACAUGGAGACAAAAGUGGCAAAUGAAAAACUCUUGCAGGAUUUGUGUACUUUCCAACAAGAGCUGGAUGCUGUGAACAUGAAAGAACAAGCUUUAGAGGCUGAAAUAGCACAUUCCCAGGUUAAACAAGAGGCCCUACAGCUGUAUGAAAAGCUUCACAGCCUUGAAGAACAUCGGAAUCAAAUGAUUGCAGAGGACAAGAGUAUGGGAUCUCCCCAGGAGGAGAGAGAGAGGUUGCUAAAACAGGUAAAAGAAGACAAUCAGGAAAUAGCAAGCAUGGAAAGACAGCUGACUGACAUAAAAGAAAAGAUCAACCAUCUUAAUGAAGGAAUACGACAACUUGACAUGGAUCUAGAGGAACAGCAAGAUGGGGAGAAAAACCUAAAAUACAAGGAAUUGAAGAAGAGAGAAGAGAGCAUGGAUAACUUUCUUGAAACUUUUGAAGAGACGAAGAACCAGGAACUUGAACGGAAAACACAGAUAGAAGCCAAUAUUGUGGCACUUUUAGAGCACUCAAGCAGGAAUGUAAACCGUAUGAAGCAGAUCUCUUCUGUAACAAAUCAAGAGUUGAAGAUCAUGCAAGAAGAUCUCACUUUCAAAUCAAGUGAAAUGCAGAAAUCGCAGAGUACUGCAAAAAACCUGGAUACAGAUAGUCAGCGUUUGCAGAUGGACCUCCAGAAGAUGGGCCUAUUAGAAGGCAAGAUGAUUGAUGAACUCAGUUCUCUCAAAGAAAAAAUUGAACAAAUGACCAAGGACUUGGAAUUGUUCAAUAAUCUUCCAGCUCUGAAAGCAGCAGGGGAAGAAAAGAAAAAAAAACUGCAAGAAGAGAAAGAAACAUUAACAAAGCGCAGGGAUACUUUCAAGAAAAUUAUGGAACAACUAAACAGAGAAUAUGAAGACCUGAAGUUGCAGCUUCAGGAGAAUGAGACACAUUCGCAGCUAACAAAUUUGGAAAGGAAGUGGCAACACCAUGAACAAAAUAAUUUUGUCAUGAAAGAAUUUAUAGCAACAAAAAGCCAGGAGAGUGAUUACCGACCAAUAAGGAAGAAUGUGACUAAGCAGAUAGCAGAAUACAACAAAACUCUCAUCGAAGCUAUACAGAAUAGCAGAAACUGAAUCCAGAUGCUUCUUUUAUAAAUCAGUGGACCAGUGAGAGGACCUUUCUGCUAUACAAUUCAUUAAUAUUUUCAAGAUGCUGAUUGAAAAUUGUACAAGUAAACCGAAGUAGAUAGUAGCAUUUUGUGUGUGCCUACUUCAUACCUGUUAGUUAACAAAAAACAGAAACGUUUGUUUAUUCAAUAUGAAUUUUCUUGAGUGCAAGCUUGAAUGCUGAGAUGAUUAUUUGUUGAAGAUACCAUUCACUUUUGAUCUUGCUAAUAAUGCACAUAAUUACAUUUAAAUCAUUUUGAAAUGCAGCUAUUGAUGAUAUUGAUUAAUAUCCUUUCUCAUGUGAAGAGUUUAGCAAAUUAAACAGUAGAAAUAGUUAUAUUGAUA
Molecule: messenger RNA, 2831 nt
Organism: Varanus komodoensis (Komodo dragon)
Lineage: Eukaryota; Metazoa; Chordata; Lepidosauria; Squamata; Varanidae
Gene: IFT74
Product: intraflagellar transport 74
Exons: 21
Coding region: 651-2453 (600 amino acids)
Biological process (GO): intraciliary transport involved in cilium assembly; cilium assembly
Cellular component (GO): centrosome; intraciliary transport particle B; cilium
Molecular function (GO): beta-tubulin binding
Source: RefSeq, a predicted model, not a curated record